Amblyraja radiata (thorny skate) is the source of this 2240-nucleotide messenger RNA. RefSeq names its product dual specificity protein phosphatase 8-like. Bases 185 to 1870 code for a protein of 561 amino acids. Gene Ontology annotation, cellular component: cytoplasm. Gene Ontology annotation, molecular function: MAP kinase tyrosine/serine/threonine phosphatase activity; MAP kinase tyrosine phosphatase activity; protein tyrosine/threonine phosphatase activity. The transcript has 7 exons. Lineage: Eukaryota; Metazoa; Chordata; Chondrichthyes; Rajiformes; Rajidae. Gene Ontology annotation, biological process: peptidyl-tyrosine dephosphorylation; negative regulation of MAPK cascade. The record is from RefSeq and is a predicted model, not a curated record.
CAGCGCAGUGCCCAGUGUAACACAGAGACACAGAGAGAGAGACAGAGAGAGAGUGUGUGUGUGUGUGUGCAUCCCUCUGCACAUACCCACACUCACAUCCACACAACACAACACAUCAAAGCAGCAGCUUGCCACCAAGAUUUGUAUCUGACCCGCAACAAGAGAGCAAAAACAAAAGGUUCUGAUGGCUGGAGACAAGGAGCUGGUGAAGGCCUUGGAUGCCGACCAACUGGCGGCCAUGUUGGAGAAAGGGACGGAGCGGGUCCUGGUCAUUGACUGCCGCCCCCUGGCCGACUACAGCCUCCUGCACGUGCUGGGUGCCGUCAACGUCUGCACCUCCACCAUGGUCGAGGGGCGAGAUUGGCUCGCCCAGCUCCUGCCGCCACAAUCUCCGAUGGAAAGAAAGGAACUGGUAUUCUACGACCAGGAAACAGAUGAUGUCCAGGCCCCCGUGCCAGUCGGCAACCUCAACCAUCUCCUCAGGGAGGUGAACCACUUCAGCAACGUGUAUUUCCUUAAAGGGGGCUUUGUGGAAUUCUCCUCGUGCUUUCCCAGCCUGUGUGAAGGGAGGGCUCCGCGCCUGGGCUGCAGCUUCUCACAGCCCUGCCUGUCCACUACUGACCUGGGCCCCACUCAGAUCCUGCCCUGCUUCUACCUGGGCUCCCAGACCGACGUCCUCAAUAAGGAUCUAAUGGUUCAGAACAGGAUCACACACAUCCUGAACGUGAGCAGCAACUGUCCGAAGCCUGCCUUCAUCCCGGACAGUCACUUCCUGAGGAUCCCAGUCAACGACAGCUACUGUGACAGCCUCCUCCCCUGGCUGAACAAGUCGGUGGAAUUUAUAGACAAGGUGCGUGCGACGCGUUGCCGGAUUUUAGUCCACUGCUUGGCCGGCAUCUCCCGAUCCGCGGCCAUAGCCAUUGCUUAUGUCAUGAGGACAAUGGACUUGCCAUUGGAUGAUGCCUACAGGUACGUCAAAGAUCGCAGACCCACAAUAUCUCCCAACUUCAACUUCCUGGGCCAGUUAGUGGAGUACGAGAAGACUAUCCAAGUCCAUGCUUGUGCCCAGGUGACCCAACUCCACCUUGAACCAGCAGAUGCCCCAGGAGGAGUGGGCAGAUCGCAGUGCGGCACCAGCGAAGGGCCGAAUGAUGACCGUCAGAUGCUGAUCCCUCGCCUUCCAGACGAAUGUCGGGCCGAGCCGGACAAUGGCACCCGCCAGCUAGCCAGGAGGUGUGAGGAUGGCAGCCCGGAGCUGGCAGCCCUGGGCCUUGGCGUGGCCAACCUGCGCCUCUCGCCAGGGCGUGCGGCCCAUGCCAGCUGCAUGAAGUGGUCCUUCUCGCUGGACGUGAAGGCUGCCUAUCCAUCAGUCCCACCCGCCGGCUGCUGCCCCCGGACCCCACUGUCCGCGGAGACGGCCCCCGCCCCCAAACUGCUGGGACUCGGCGGCAAGCUGGCAGCCGGCACCUUCAACCCCUUCACUCUGUUGUUCGGCAGCGGCAGGAGGGGGCGCGGGGGGAAGGAAGACCACCCGCCCAGGGGAGGAGGAGAAGUGGGUGCUGCCCAGACGCGGAGGCUCAGGGGACACCCCCCUCCCGUUGGCCCGGAUCAUGGGCGCGCUCGGACAUCCUGCCCCUCUCGCAGGGAGGACGGCACCCCCGGCGGUCCCAGGUUGUCGAUGACGCUGCCCAUUCCCAAUGACAUUGCCCAGCCUAAGUCCCCGCUCCUCAAUUACAACAUGUGCCUGCUGAAUGUACGCACUAAGAGGACAGAACUCUCCCUGUUUGACCACCCGUUCAGCGGGCCCAUCAAAGCCAGCCAUGUUACGGGGAACACCGCCAUCUACGCUGAAAACAUGGUGGAAUCAUAAUCCCACCUCACCGUCUCUCCAAGAUGGCUUCCCCCAAGAGGCGAACAAGAUGGCUUCCCUCAAGAGGAGCCGCCAGCUCUCACUUUCGUUGACUUUGCUAUGGGUCGCGAGCUAGUACAAAUGUCCCCAUCCCCCUCUCCCCCCUCUCCCUCAGUGACCUUAGGAUGACUUUCGAGCAAACCUCUCCUGAAGCAGGGGAACGCCAGCGUGCCACACUUACCCUCAGAAGCUGGUGGGCACUUGCGUGAAGAUGGAACACCCACACACACACACACACACACACACACACACACACGGGAAUGUGGCAAACAGGCCCAAAGGCUUUUUCCCUUUCUCGCCAGCAUUAAAAAUUGACAUUUUUGAGGGGAGA